Molecule: messenger RNA, 4707 nt
Organism: Chlamydomonas reinhardtii
Lineage: Eukaryota; Viridiplantae; Chlorophyta; Chlorophyceae; Chlamydomonadales; Chlamydomonadaceae
Exons: 6
Coding region: 259-3000 (913 amino acids)
Cellular component (GO): ubiquitin ligase complex; cytoplasm
Molecular function (GO): protein binding
Source: RefSeq, a predicted model, not a curated record
CUAAAUAAGGUAAAGAGUGCGGCUGGAGGAGGCGUGGGCAGCCAGCGCAGGCAAACGUUAGACUCUGACUCCGACUUGCGCAGAGCCAGCUACUGUUAUCAAGGCUGAGGCAUCGGCAACAGUCUUUGUUUCAUGCGACUUGACGCUGACACAGCGGCGUCUAAUAUCAAGGCCAAGGCGUCGUGGGAGUUUGUUUCAUGCGACUAGUGUCGCAUCCUUUUUAUGCACUAUUCGGGGCAUCGCUAUGCCGCACGAGCGAUGCGCGCUCAGCGUGCCUCCGUGGAGAUUCAUUUCCAGAAGGCGGGGUUCACGAAGGGCGGCUACGCGCAAGUGAUAAGCCGCGCGGAGGGCGCACAAGUGGGCAUCGGUUUCCGCGGGACGGUGGACGCGGUCAAGCUAGCCGGCGGGAGAGUGGACGCGCAACGACUGCCCGUAUGCCAGUCGACAAGCAAGCGCGAAGGACCGCGGAUGCGCCCGCUGCGGCCUUGGUUCCGCGCGGCCUGCUAUGACCCCUUCACCGGGCACGUGCUCAUGGCGGAAGCGGAGCGCGACCCCGCCGGCUGGCCGCGCUUCUGCAACGUGGUCCGCCUCGACGCCGCCAACGUGGUGACGGAGGUGAUCGACUCCGCCGCCAUCCGAGCCUACCUGCAGCAUUACACCUCCACCACCCUCGCCGCCGCCGCCAGCGCCACCGUGGCCUCCACAGACCCGGGCGUGGCGGCGGCCGCCGCCGCCGCCGCCACCGCCGCCGCCAACGCGGGUGCGGGCUUCACGCACAUCCUGCACAUGGCCAGCGACGGCCAGGGCAACGUAUACCUGGUUACGGGCGACGAGGGCCGGGCGCGCUGCGCCAUUCUAAAGCUCACACUCCCGGACGACUGGCGCGCGGGCGUCACCAGCGGCGCGUCGGUGCCGGGCGCAGAGGGCUCGCGCCGCAGCCCGCAGCACGCCACCGCGCACGGCAAGCGGCCGCGGCAUGACACCGCCUCCUCCGCCUCCACCACCACCAGCACCACCUCGCGCGCGUCGGAAACGGCGGAAGUGCGCGUGUCGAUGUUGCUGCCGGCCGCGCCCUCCACCGACAUUACCGGCCUGGCCUGGGACGCACGCAGCGAGAGCCUGUUGUUUUCCACGCCAACCGCCAUCUACCGACUGCCGCAGCUGUCAUCGCCGCGCGGCGGCGCAGCGGCGGGCGGCGGCGGAGUCAGUGCCGCAACGGAGCAUGAAGAGGGCGAGGCGGGCGCUCGGGCAGGCGGGGCAGCCGAUGGGGGCAGCGCGGGCAGCGGCAGCGGGAAUACGGGCAGCGGCGGCGCGCAGGGGCCAUCAGGAGCAGGCGGCCAGGCGGAGGGGUCGCGGCAGCUGUCACAGUUGAGAGAAGCCGGCGCGGCCGCAGCCACCGCUGCGGCCGCAGCUGCCGUGGCGGCGGUCGCGGCGGGCUCUGGGGUGCCGGUCGCGGCGCUCCCAUCCGCUGCAGCGGUUGCGGCUGCCGCCAUCGCGGCCAUUCCGCAGCCGCCAGUCAUGCUGCUUGUCGCGGGGAAGGAGGGCGAGCGGGCGCCCGCCAGUGGGCCGGACGGCAACCCGCUCGCAACAGGCACGGGCACGGGCGGCGGCACGGGCGGGACCGGCGGCACGGGCGAUGCAGGGGGCACCGGUGGCACCGCGUCAGGGGGCAGCGAGGGGCGGGAGGUCAACAGCAGCGCGCCUGGGGGCGGGGAUGCCGGGGACAGCGGGCGCGAGGGUGACGCCAGUGCCACGCCGGCGUUGGAUGGGCGCGAUGAGGACGAGGACGAGGAGUCGCCCGACACGCCGCCGCCGGAGGUGGCGGCGGCGGACGCGCGCUUCUCCGCCAUCGGCGGCGUGUGUGUGGAUGCUGACGGCAACAUCUACAUCAUCGACAACGGCUCCUUCUAUGACCGCCACAUUUACAAAAUGUCCUGCUGCACAAACGGCCUGCUACCGGUGGCGAACGCGCCGCUGCCGGGUUGCACGGUGCAAACGCAGGUCAGCGGCUGGGGCAAUACGGGCAACAUCCUGGGCUGCCCCGCCAUCCUGGACAACGGCGUGUUGGUGGCGUGCAGCGACCCCUUCGACAACGGCUUCGACAAUUGGCAGGAGUGGGACGGCGACGAGCGCUGCCCGGAGGGCAUGCUACUGCUGGUGGACGUGGGCGCGCGGCCGCCCAUGGGGCAUCCCUCCGCGGUGACGUGCGUGGCGGCGGCCAUUGCCGCCGCCGCCGCGGCGUUGGGCGUGCACGCCAUGGGCGGCGCCGCCGCCGGCACCUUCCUGGUCGGCGGCGGGGGCGGCGGCGGCGGCGGCAGCGGGAAAAGCAACGGCAACGCCGCCAGCCGCGGCCGCCGCCACACGCCGCCGGGCGUGGCGACCACGGGCGGCAGCGGCGCGGUGGCGUCCACGUCAGCUUCCACAGGGCGCUGGCAGCCGGGCAGCGCCGACCUCACCAUCGUGGUGGGCAGCCGCAGCUUCUCAGUGCACCGGGGCGUCAUUGCCGCCUGCAGCGGCUACUGCCGGCAGCGGCUGGCGGACAGCGGCGGCAGCACCGGGCAGCUGGACCUGCCGGACGCGGACGCCGACGCCUUCGCGCUGCUGCUGCGCUGGCUGUACACGGGCGCCACAGUCAUCCCCGCCACGCACGCGCAGGCGGUGGCAGAGCUGGCGGACCGGCUGCUGCUGCCGCCGGAGCUGUGCCGGGCGGCGCAGUCACAGGUACUGGCGGCGGUGACGCCGGAGACGGUGGUGGACACGCUACUGUGGGCGGAGCGGCUGGGCGCGGCGGCGUCGGAGAUGCUGCGCGAGCUCAAGAGCUGGUACGUCAACCACCGAGACCUGGUCAUGGACGUCGCGGCGGAGAGCGUGCGGCAGCUGGAGGACAAGAGCCCGGCGCUGGCGCGGGAGCUGUUGGAGGCGGCGGCGGCGGGCGCAGUGGCGGCGGCCGCGGAGGCGGCGGGGCCAGGCUCGUCGCCCAAGCGCGCACGGGUGCAGUAAUGGUGCUGGGUGGUUGUGUUGGUUGGGUUGAGAAGUUGGGGGCGGUGCGGUGGAAGCGCCGCGACGUGUGGGGGCGCGUGUGCGUGAGCACGAGCGGGGUGGGCAGGCCGCCUGCCCAAGAAGAGCACGGGGUCGGAUGGGUGCGCGGUACGGGGGUUCGGAUGGGUGCACAGUACGGGGGGCCGGAGAUGGAUGAAAGGCGGGGUGGAGUUUGACGCCCGUCGCAGUGAGUUAUGGAAUGCACGAUUUUCACAUCCUCAGUUUCCUCUUAGCCGCGGUCGGGCUGCAAAGGGCUGCUUGCAUGUCACUGCCAUGGUACUGCAAUUAGUACAUGAUCAUGACCGCCCGUGGGUAGUGACGUUUGAGCGUUGUAGCGCAGCAAUGUCCGCGCACAGCGGCCGUGCGUCUGCCGCGGGCUGGGCCCACACUGGUGCGUAUCCUUUGUCAGUAUGUGCGAUCCUUGCAUGUUCAAGCGGCACACACAAGGCAUGCGGCUGGAGGGCGACAUUGGUACACGGCAGGGCGCAGGUGGUGGUGGCUUCACGCGGUUGUUGGUCGGUCGACAUUUUUUCUAGCGUGGGCUUUCUGCGUGGGCUUUCUUCGAGGGAAAGCCACCUUUCUUGUCCACAUGAUAUGUCUUUGCAUGGUACGUCUUGGAUACACCAAGAGAGAGAGAGUGUGUGUGUGAGAAUUGUUCAGCUGAGCUCACGGGAACUAAGGGCCGGGGUGAACCAUCAACUGUUGCUGUUGGUCAGUCCUACGCAAGAGCAUGGCCUUUCAGGCCUGAAGCCUUUGUCUGAUACUCAUUGUUAGGCUGUGGCCUUCGCCGUAGAGCAACCAUGCUGUGUCUUGUAGAGCGCUCGGAGAGAGGAAGAAGCGCGCUUUUUGAGUGCCUUGAGAGUGAGAGAGAAAUUUCGUCACCUUUCAUUGCGUUGGGGGCGGAGUACAUGUGUGCGUGAGUACAAGCCGUGCCGGCCCAGCUGUAGUGAUGAGUGGCGGGUGCACCAUGAACAAAAAAGCGGGACUGGGCGUAGGAUCUCGGAGAAUGCCUGGAAGACGGCCGUGCAUGAUUUAGGCACCUCGGCAAGACAUAUAAAUAGCUACUGAUGACAUCUGCCCUGGUGUGGGCAUGAGGAGAUGGGCUCAUGAGAAGGACGCACAGGGUGCCGGUGUGUGUGGGGUGGUGGGGGUUUGUGUUACAACACGUGCGCAUGACAGGAGGAUUGUUGCGCUUCAGACCCGAUGCGCAAAUUCGGGUGCGGGUGCGGGUGCGGCCCCGGCGGCUCCGAUGGUGCACCACCUCUCGCCGCCCUGCCCCCGGCUUUUGUGAAGAAUGGCACGGCUCGUUUCGAGUGUUGGACUAUGGUACGUUGAAGGGUUCUGGUAGUGUUGUUGUACAGCAUGACUCGCGCCUGCUGCCCUGCGCUGUGCUGCGCAGCUGUGUGUCCCAACCCGCGGCAACACCAGCGCCGGGCGCCGCGCGGUGGGGUGACGCUGAGUCGGGGUGUCUGAUUGCGGCUCCAUUGGAAACUGCCUCCUCUGUCGAGUGAUGCGACGGCAUGAGGAGGCACGACAUGGUACAGGCACAGCGCACAGCUGCGCGUGCCCCCACCCGGUACAGAGAUCCUCAAGACGAGGACAAAGGCGCCGGCCGCGGCGCAUCGGGUGCAAGCCGCAGGGGGGGGGGGUACGAACUAAACCUCCAGA